Messenger RNA from Truncatella angustata, 1086 nucleotides. RefSeq names its product hydrolase. Gene Ontology annotation, biological process: carbohydrate metabolic process. The transcript is spliced from 5 exons. The coding region runs from base 1 to 1041 and encodes 346 amino acids. Gene Ontology annotation, molecular function: hydrolase activity, hydrolyzing O-glycosyl compounds. The record is from RefSeq and is a predicted model, not a curated record. NCBI's taxonomy places the organism in Eukaryota, Fungi, Ascomycota, Sordariomycetes, Amphisphaeriales, Sporocadaceae.
AUGAGGGGGCCUACUUUGUGUAGUCUUGCAGCAGUAUUACUGCAUAGCACAUACCAGAACCCAAUCCGCAGGCCUGGGCCGGACCCAUCCAUGGUCUACGCGGAUGGCUAUUACCACCUAACUUACACAAGUUACGACCACAUCGAGAUCACCAGAGCCGAGAAGAUCUCGGGUCUUCUCACUGGAGAGCCGAAGACCAUAUGGACCGAUACCAAUACAACCCGCAGCGCCAACAUGUGGGCCCCUGAAAUCCACCACAUCGACAACGUCUGGCAUAUGUUCUACUCCUCCUGCGACGCUGAUCUGACAUGUUGCGACAGCUGUCAGCCGCGUGUUCUGCGAGGAUGUGAUGGACCCAACCCGUAUGACUGCGAAUAUAGUUUUCUGGCAGACUUGGUCCCGCCUGUCGGGUUUCAAGGUGGACCGGGGAAGAACUUCUCCUUUGGCAUUGAUGGAACAUAUCUCGAAAUCGAAGGAAAGGGCCGGUACCAUGUCCUCAGCGCCAUCGGGCCCAACACCACGGCAGCGAUCCAAACGAUCCAGAUUACCGAGCUCGACACCACUACUUGGUCGGUCAAGGGGUGGAACAUCAUUUCCGAGCCCGACCAGGCUUGGGAGAUGAACACGACGAACUCGUCACCAAGUAGCAUUGUGGCUGUGAAUGAAGGGCCUCAUCCAUUAUACCAUGGUGGUGAGAUUUGGCUCUCAUAUUCUGCUUCAUACUGCGGGACACCAAACUAUGCUCUUGGUCUGCUCCAUUAUGCUGGAGGAGACCCGCUGCAGGCUUCUUCCUGGACUAAGAAGGGUCCUGUGUUCUCACAAGCCAAUGGCAACUACGGCACAGGACACAACUGCUUCUUCAGGUCUCCAGAUGGCAAAGAGACAUGGAACGCAUUUCAUGCGACGUCUAACUCAAAAGGCUCCUGUGGAACAGAUAGGUAUACGAUGGCGCAGAUUGUCAAUUUUGACAGGGGGAACAAUCCGAGUCUCGGCAUCCCGCAGCCCCUGGAUGCUGUUUUGCGGGCGCCGAGCGGAGAGUAGUGUUCCUAGUAGCUUCUGGAUAAGCUUUUAUGGUGAUAGUAUCGG